Molecule: messenger RNA, 2309 nt
Organism: [Torrubiella] hemipterigena
Lineage: Eukaryota; Fungi; Ascomycota; Sordariomycetes; Hypocreales; Clavicipitaceae
Source: the annotation of a GenBank genome assembly
CAGUAAUGUAGCAAGCAGCAACCGUCUUUGCUUUGCAUCCUGCGCGGCACAACUGCUCCUGGCGCCCCCUCUUUGGAUUUCUUUUUCCCGCUUGCAGAGCAGAGAAAGCCACUUGCUUUGCGGCUGUAACCUGUCUUCUGCAUGUACGAUCGACGAACUAUUGCUUGGCAUGUGUCUGAUGUACGUGCAGUAGUAUCGCUGCAGUUCUUAGCUUCCUCUUACCAUUGAUGUUGCUCCGAAGCCGGUCCGCUCAAGAAACAAAAGAUCCUGGGUCAAUAUCCACAUGCUCACUUGAUUCAGUAUUCCACUCUCCUUUCUUCAUGCCCUAAUCAAAUUCUCAGGUGUUUUUUAUCUGAUCCGCUUCGGUCUUCAGCCUCUCAAGCCAUUCUGGUUCCACACACACUCUGCGCUAGCGCCGGUACUUUGCUAUUGGAAUCCACGGGGACCCUCCUGUGCUAUACUUCGUCCUGCUACCAGCUUCCGUUCCAUUUUCUUCCCGCCUGCCUCCCUCCAGACCCCAUCACCGAAACUUUUUUCUGCUGUUGAUUUCAUUUUGCGCCUUCUCUUCACAAAAGGUACUUCUUUUCUUGCGCGCUUCCUACCUUGACUCGCUUAGUCGGUGUCCGUCUUAUCUGAUCCGAGCCGACCACGAGAGCUCCGGAACCGACCAGAGAGUACAAUCGCACAGGGCCCCCUCCACAUCCUUCAACCGCUCGUGACUCUUUUUCAACCUCGCAACCUCUGCACUGUUCCCUCCUCUCAAUUGCAUAGCUUUUGUCCCUUUUCAUCCACACACCAAGGCGACGGGCCAUUGUCUCCUUUGACGAAACAAUGACUACCGACGUCUUUUCCGUGCCAGUCUUUCUGGUUGUCUUCCGUGAAGCGCUUGAGACGGUCAUCAUUGUGUCUGUCCUCUUGGCCUUUAUCAAGCAGACCCUUGGCGGCCCCAAAGGCGAUAUCGAGACCUACAAGAAGUUGAGAAAACAGAUCUGGCUAGGUACAGGUAUAGGCUUCUUCAUAUGCAUGGUCGUUGCCGGCGCCAUUAUUGGCGUCUUCUACACUGUCGGAUCUCAAGCCUGGAGCAACAAUGAUCUCUACUACGAAGGUGCCUUCUGCCUUGUCGCGUCACUCAUCAUCACCGUCAUGGGUGCCGCUCUUCUUCGCAUUGGCAAGAUGCAAGAUAAGUGGCGAGUAAAGAUCGCAAAGGCUAUUGCAACACCAAUGAAGGCUGGCUCCCGGGGUUGGCUGAAGCAUUUCCUCGAGAAAUACGCUAUGUUUGUCCUUCCUUUCAUUACCGUCUUGCGUGAAGGCAUUGAGGCUGUCGUGUUUGUUGCUGGCGUUUCUUUCUCUGCACCUGCUACCGCUGUACCGUUGCCCGUUGUGGUCGGCCUCAUCGUCGGCAUCCUCGUCGGCUACCUGCUUUACAAGGGUGGCGCCGGAGCUAAGCUGCAGCUCUUCCUCGUUGUCUCGACAUGCUUGCUCUACCUAGUUGCUGCCGGCCUCUUUUCUCGCGCGGUCUGGUCCUUUGAGCAGCAGCAGUGGAAUAAGCUGGUUGGAGGUGACGUUGCUGAGAGUGGCGCUGGUCCUGGCUCUUAUGACAUUGAUAAGAGCGUUUGGCAUGUUAACUGCUGCGCCCCCGAUGUUCCCGGCAGCCAAGCCUGGGGCAUCCUCAACGCCAUCUUUGGCUGGACAAACUCAGCCACAUACGGCUCCGUCAUUUCAUAUAACGUCUACUGGAUCGCAGUCAUGAUCGGCUUUGUUCUCAUGCGCUUCCAUGAGUCGACUGGAAGAUGGCCCUUCAUGAAGGCUAAGGCCAAGGCUGCUGGUGUCUCUACCAACGCUGCCGACGAGGAGCGCACCAGCGCCAGUGAUAGCCAGGAGGCUGUGACUGAGACUAAGGGCAAUUCACAGGAGAAGACAAAGACGGUAACUGCAUGAGUACUAAGCUGCCUUUCGGAACAAAGGAAAUGGGGACAUCUAACUGGAAGUAAAUCUGAUAUCUAGGGAUGAUGAGCUUAGGUAUGGCUACCAAAUUGCGCCAUAUUGUACUCAGGAAUAUGAAUCUUUUCCCACAUGAAUACUCCUCUUCCAUGGUCUCUUAUGUUGCAUCGCAGCUUCCUUCGUGAACCCCUGUCAACGUGUCUUGCGAUUAACGUGCUGCGCCGCCUGCUAGUGAAAGCUUGGUAUUUCUGCUACCCAACAAUAACGUCCGUUCAUAGCAACUAGUUUUCUAUUACCCAUGCUUUUUUUUUUUUAGAAGCAAGACCAGAGUCGUAGCAAUCACACAGCCACUGUGAAUAAUAGCAUCU